Messenger RNA from Rosa chinensis, 762 nucleotides. RefSeq names its product ergosterol biosynthetic protein 28. Gene Ontology annotation, molecular function: protein-macromolecule adaptor activity. The record is from RefSeq and is a predicted model, not a curated record. NCBI's taxonomy places the organism in Eukaryota, Viridiplantae, Streptophyta, Magnoliopsida, Rosales, Rosaceae. The coding region runs from base 84 to 476 and encodes 130 amino acids. The transcript has 3 exons. Gene Ontology annotation, cellular component: membrane; endoplasmic reticulum.
GGUUCAGUCCAGACUAUAAAAAAAGCUGUAGAUUAUAGGACUCGUUAGCUCCGCUGUUUAGCUUUGGAAGUUGACGAGUGAAGAUGAAGGCGUUGAGUUGGUGGCUAAUGCUGGUGGGUUCACUUAGGCUUGUCUCUGUUUGGUUCGGCUUCUUCAACAUAUGGGCUCUCCGUCUUGCUGUCUUCUCCAAAUCCCCAAUGACUGAAGUUCAUGGAAGGACAUUUGGUGUCUGGACUCUCCUUACUUGCACGCUCUGCUAUCUUUGUGCCUUUAACCUUGACAACAAGCCACUCUACCUAGUUACCUUCCUAUCAUUCAUCUAUGCCCUUGGUCAUUUCUUGACCGAGUACCUAAUCUACCACACCAUGGCCAUUGCAAAUCUAUCAACUGUCGGCUUUUUUGCAGGCACAUCGAUUAUAUGGAUGUUGUUGCAGUGGAAUUCACAUCAAGCUCAAGCUGCGGUGAAAUCAGAAUAAAGUGUUUGAUUACUGCCUCAGCUUUCUCCACAUUUGUUGAUUAAUCCCCUUUUUCAAUCAUGCUUUGUUCUCAGUAACUGUAGCUUUAAUUUUUGAUACCCAUCUGCUACACUGAGAUUGGCUGUAACGGUUAGAACUUAGAAGUCUAACUCUAGACCUUACAGAGAUGGAAAUUCUCGAGUGACUGUCGGAGUUUUUAAAUUAAGAAAAUUAGAGAAACAAGAUUGUAUUAAAGUUUGAAUUUUCAGUUGCUGUAGUUGCCAACGUGAAGAAUUCUUGAUGUUCC